AUGAAUGCGGAGUUUUCAGGCUGGAACGAUAAGGAAGACAGCGCCGCUGGUUCGGAAGUGAAGUUUGAUCCUUCGUUCGAAAGACAUGACCAGCAAGCAGCCAACGACGACUAUCCCAGUGUCGAAGACGUGACGGCAGCAGCAGUGGCCAAUGCGCAGCAACACCAUCACCAGGAUGGAGGGAACAGAGCAGACGGUUCGGGCUCCGGUCGUCCCAGCCAUGAAGAGCUGGUGAGAGCUGCUCACGAGGCCGUCGCAGCAGCAGCAGCUGUUUCACGUCUAGGAGAGCAACAGCAGAAUGCAGUGGGUGGAGUCGUCGGAGGAAGUGUAGCAGGCAACCUGGGGGUGGGUAGCAGUAGUGCUGCCGAUUUAGCCACUGCGCAAAACAGAAGUGCACAACGAGCCUUCAGACAGCGCAAACAGAAGUAUAUCACGGAGUUGGAGUCCAAAGCCGCAGAGACAGACACCUUGCGUCUGGAGCUUGAACGAUUGCGCGAAGAAAACAUGCAAUUGAGAGACUAUACCUUAGUCUUGCAGAGCAGGGUGAUUGAGUUGUCUGGUGGAGCCCAUGCCAUAGGGAGCGGGCCCGACGCUGGAGGCAUCCCAGCACCGCCCGUGUUUAGCAAGUACACAUCAGAGAAGUGAACAUAUGACGAUCAGAAUGAAGAUAUUAUAAGGUGAUAAUGAACAGAUGAUGAACAGACAUUAGGCAAAAACGACUGCGAAAUGAAAAUCACCAUUCAGCACAACAUUGAAAGAAGUU
This is a messenger RNA of Scheffersomyces stipitis CBS 6054, 763 nucleotides long. RefSeq names its product Cap4p (gene CAP4). The record is from RefSeq and is a predicted model, not a curated record. The transcript is spliced from 2 exons. Gene Ontology annotation, cellular component: RNA polymerase II transcription regulator complex. Gene Ontology annotation, molecular function: DNA-binding transcription activator activity, RNA polymerase II-specific; transcription cis-regulatory region binding. The coding region runs from base 1 to 645 and encodes 214 amino acids. NCBI's taxonomy places the organism in Eukaryota, Fungi, Ascomycota, Pichiomycetes, Serinales, Debaryomycetaceae.